ACAUCUGCGUUUCUAAUCUGUCGAGCUAUUAAACCCUGCUUCUAUUUUUUUCUUUUAGCUCACAAACAGAUCUGCUACACGACCAACACGAAGUAUAACCAAAUGAAUCUUUAAAAGAUCAAAAGAGGGGAAACAGAAUUUACCUAAGAUACUGUGUGCGCAUCUCCUCUCCCUCUGUGGAUCCUGUUUUUGGACAACUCCUCAGCUCCACAGUGGACAAGAGAACCGUGGGAAUUUCCUCAAACUUGAAGGAAAAAAAAAACUUGUUUGCAGCUGCUGAGGCUCAUCAGGCGUGAAGGACCAGCAAAUCCUUUUCAUUGAGAAAAUGACCAGUUCACUGGAGAGGGUUGUGGCCCAGAAGAAGGAGGCCAUUGAGGCAGUGAUGGAUAUGUUUGAGAGGGGGGCCGAGGUGUUGGCCAGCGCUGUUGGGGAGCUCUUCCCCCUCUGUGAGGCUGCCGCUCCGGUUCUACGACUGGCCUUAGACAAUGUCCAGAGCAAAGAGGUCUUCUAUGUCAAAGAGCAGUUUUUGACAGUAAGGAACAAGCUCGAUGUGCUCUCGACCCAACUGGAAGACAUCGACUGUGAGAUCAAGAAGGCGAAACUGGAUUCCCAUUACUUUUCCGUAGAGGAGAACAUAAGGAACCAGUUUCGUAAAUAUGUGGACAUCAUAGAGGCAAAACAGCAGUUCCGGGAGGUGAAGACUCGCCUUUUUUUGGAGCAUUUCACUAAAACUGGAGGAGACAAGAACCUGUUUGUGCUAUAUGAUGCUAUGAUGGGGAAUAACAGCUUUGGAGAGUCAGUUUUAGAGUUGGUAGAAAGGUAUGUGGCAAGGAACCGCCGUCUUCUGGAAGAUUUCUGUGUCCGAAUGAAGGAGCUCUUCUGCUUGGGCCUGAUUGCUCUGCUGGGGCACUGUGCCUUAACCCAGGGCCAAGAGGAAGAACAGGACAAAAUCCAAGAGUGGAGCAGCAAAAUUGAAGAGGUAGAGUCUAAGAUGAAGACAACCAUUGAGUCCUGUAUCGCUGCCUUACCAGAGCAAGCAAAACUAGACGCCCAGCGGCUCCUGCAAGAAAAGGAAGAAGGGAGCCUGCAAGAUACAAGUCAGCAGCUUCUAGAGUUCUUGGUGAAAAAGUAUGAUUGGGUCAGCUGGUCAGUGCGGAUGAUCAACCACUCAGGGAGCACCUACCGGAACUGGCGAGCAGGAGAGCACUUUCAUCAUGUGGCUGGACAGAACUGGUUCGAGGUGCUCCAGGUGAACAACAUCAACCUGGUGGUGUCGUACAGUGCCAAACCCCAGCCAGUGCCGCGCGACUGCAUUCGCCAGGUGAUGGAGGGCCAGGGAAAGAAGGGCAAUGCCCCAGCUGUGGUGGAGUUGCUGGAGAGGCAGCUGUGCGGGUUUGUUGUUCAUGCCGUCAGUCGCCACAAGGAGUCUGCAGCUGCAUGGAGCUUUCCAUCAGACUGUCAUUACUGGGAGAGACACAAGAAUGUGGCAGUGUGUGUGCAUUCGGAGUAAAGUUCACACAUAUUUAAGAUUUUAGGAUUAUUUGGGAACAAGUAUAACUGUAGAAUGCAUUUCUUGUUAAUCUGCAAGACAAAGUUGAGAGUAUCAUACUUUAUCAUAACAUUUUGAAGAUACUGAAUCUCACAAACUAUUUCAGAUCUUUUGUUGAUAGAAUUUAAAGGAUAAAGCUCACAAUUUUGUAUAUUUUUCUUACU
Molecule: messenger RNA, 1713 nt
Organism: Thunnus maccoyii (southern bluefin tuna)
Lineage: Eukaryota; Metazoa; Chordata; Actinopteri; Scombriformes; Scombridae
Product: protein rapunzel-like
Exons: 4
Coding region: 326-1510 (394 amino acids)
Source: RefSeq, a predicted model, not a curated record